Messenger RNA from Pisolithus orientalis, 2379 nucleotides. Its product is annotated as heat shock protein. Gene Ontology annotation, molecular function: ATP-dependent protein folding chaperone; ATP binding; ATP hydrolysis activity. Gene Ontology annotation, biological process: cellular response to unfolded protein; protein refolding. Gene Ontology annotation, cellular component: cytoplasm; mitochondrion. The transcript has 8 exons. The record is from RefSeq and is a predicted model, not a curated record. Lineage: Eukaryota; Fungi; Basidiomycota; Agaricomycetes; Boletales; Pisolithaceae. The coding region runs from base 22 to 2019 and encodes 665 amino acids.
ACCUUUUCAUCCUCUUCCCUCAUGUACGCUGCAGCUCGUUCCCUCCGCGCCGCCGUUGCUCGCACUGGCAACUAUGCUGGGAUCCCGCGGUCCUUAAUCGCGAGGAACAUGAACUCCAAAGUCACCGGCCCCGUUGUCGGUAUUGACCUGGGUACUACAAAUUCAUGUGUUGCCGUCAUGGAGGGGAAGCAGGCGCGUGUGAUUGAAAAUUCCGAAGGUGCCCGAACAACCCCGUCGGUAGUGGCCUUCACGAAACACGGGGAACGUCUCGUUGGUUUGCCUGCAAAGCGUCAAGCCGUUGUCAACCCAUCCAACACUGUCUUCGCAUUCAAGCGUUUGAUUGGUCGCAAAUUCAAGGAUGCGGAGGUCCAGGAGGAUAUAAAACACUGGGCGUUCAAGAUGGUCGAGAAACCAGAUGCUCGACCAGCUGUCGAGGUUGACGUCGGCGGCAAGAGGCAACAAUUCAGUGCCGAGGAGUUAUCGUCCAUGGUACUUACCAAGAUGCGUGAGACUGCCGAGCAGUAUCUCAACAAGAAAGUCAAUCAUGCGGUCAUUACGGUCCCUGCGUACUUUAACGAUGCGCAACGGCAGGCUACCAAGGAUGCUGGUCAAAUCGCUGGCCUCGAGGUUCUUCGAGUCAUCAAUGAGCCGACGGCUGCGGCACUGGCAUAUGGCCUUGACCGUGCCGAAUCAUCAGUGAUCGCCGUGUACGAUCUUGGUGGUGGUACUUUUGAUAUCUCCAUUCUGGAGAUGCACAAAGGAGUCUUCGAGGUCAAGUCCACUAAUGGAGACACCCACCUUGGUGGCGAGGACUUUGACAUCGCUCUUGUUACCCACAUCCUCAAUGAAUUCAAGAAGGAGUCGAGCAUUGACCUCAGUCAAGACCGCAUGGCCAUUCAGCGCAUUCGUGAGGCCGCCGAAAAGGCUAAGAUUGAACUAUCAUCCACAACGCAGACCGAAAUUAAUUUGCCGUUCAUCACCGCGGACGCAACUGGUCCAAAGCACAUCAACUUGAAGUUGAACCGCACCCAAUUUGAGACCCUUACCGGCCCUCUGAUCCAACGCACCGUUGAUCCCUGCAAGAAAGCGUUGUCCGAUGCUGGAGUCAAGUCUAGUGAGGUGAACGAAGUCAUCCUCGUUGGUGGUAUGACCCGUAUGCCCAAGGUCGGCGAGUCCGUGAAGUCCAUCUUCGGUCGUGACCCGAGUAAAGGUGUCAAUCCCGAUGAAGCCGUUGCUAUCGGUGCUGCUAUCCAGGGUGGUGUUCUUGCCGGAAAUGUCACCGAUAUUCUACUUCUCGACGUUACUCCACUCUCCCUCGGCAUUGAGACUCUCGGCGGUAUCAUGACAAAACUUAUCAACCGCAAUACGACCAUCCCAACGAAGAAGUCGCAAGUUUUCUCCACCGCUGCCGACGGCCAGACCGCCAUCGAGGUCAAGAUUUUCCAGGGUGAACGUGAACUCGUCAGGGACAACAAACUCCUUGGCAACUUCAAUCUCGUUGGUAUUCCUCCGGCCCCGAAGGGCGUCCCUCAAAUUGAGAUCACUUUCGACAUCGAUGCUGAUGGUAUCGUCCAUGUCACUGCCAAGGACAAGGCAACCAACAAGGACCAGUCUAUGACGAUUGCGUCCUCGUCAGGUCUGAGCGACAAGGACAUUGAGCGCAUGAUCUCCGACGCCGAGAAGUACGCCGAUGCGGAUAAGGCACGUCGGGAACUCAUUGAGGAGGCAAACAAGGGCGAGUCGGUCUGUGUCGACACAGAGAAGGCAAUGAACGAGUUCAAGGACCAACUCGAUGCUGCUGAGAGGGAGAAGGUGUCGAAACUCGUUGGCGAACUUCGUGAAUUGGCCUCGAAGGGACUCACCGGCGAUGCUUCUAUCACUGCCGAGCAAAUCAAGGAGAAGAUCGGCGAGACUCAACAGGCUUCGCUAGGCCUUUUCCAGAAGGUGUACGAGAAGCGUAGCGCAGAGAAUGCGUCCUCUACAGAGUCAACGCAAGGCUCUGAGGAGAAGAAGGAGUAAAUCACCUUCUGACACGCCCCGCACGCUCCUCCAUACACUCGGUUUUGGUUCAUUCGCCUUCCCCUCAUUUUGCAUCACGUCCACGAACACCCACGCGCAUCAUUUAGACUUAUGAAAAGUAUCCCCCAUCUAAGAGUACCUUAUUCACAUAUUUCUCAAUCCUGGCCUGCCAACGAGGUCCACUCGAGGUAGCUGGGCUUUCUCGCACCACAACUCACACCCCGCUCAGUGCCGUCCUUUUUAUGCUUUCCGCCUAUCAUAACAAAUAGGUACAUCUGCAAACGACUAGUUGUAAUACAUCCCCUUCAAAGAUGUCAGGAAUGCGUCCGUGCUAGCAAGUAAUACUACGUCCGAGAUGAG